ACCAAGCUUCUUUUUCCUUUCCAGAAUAAUUUCUUUAUUUCUAGCAACCUAUUUUACUUUUUCAUUUGUCUAAUCUUAUAAUUUUAAUGGUAACAUGUGUGGUGAUUUUUUAUCCUCUUUUUUUAAUUUCCCCAUAUUCACACAAUAUAUAUUUUAAAAUGGGGAAGGAAAAAGAAAGCCCUCCCAACAACUUUAAAACAAUUUUAUAUAAUUUCCCCACCAGAUUCCAACCAUAUACAAUUAAUUAUUUCAGUUAAAUAUUAUUCAUUCAUUUAAUAUUAUUUAAUAGAAAUAAUUUUUUAACACCCUAUUCAAUAUUAUAUCUCCUUUUCCUUAUUAUUUUUUUAAUCUCAAUUUGAGUAAUCUUAGGAAAAGUUAGGAACCCAAUUACCUGUACUACAAAACAAGGAUUCAUUUUAUAAAUUUAGACAUUUUUCAUUUCCUUUGGAAACUCCAAAAAUUCAUAUUUCACUCUUUCUUUCUACAAAAUAUAUUUUUCUUAAAAUCAGAAUAUUAUUUUUCCUCUUUAAAAAUUGUAGAUUUUAUUUCCUCUUCUGUCUCAUUUAACACUGCUAUUUUUUUUAUUAACGAUGAAAUUUAUGCAAAUGGUGCAAAUUUGAAAACUCUAUAGUUCUUGUUUUAUGCUCAGUUUCUCAAGCAUUUAAUUAGUUUUUUUUAGCUUAAAAUUUUCAUCUGUAUUUUUUUUUCGUUUGAAAAAAAAAAAAUUAUUUACCAGUAUUGCAGUGAAGUUUAGAGUGAUUGAACUUGAAGAAAAUAUUCAAAAUAAUGAGAUAUUAGUUAAUUAAUAAGUGUUUGAAAACAUGGAGGCUAGUGGCGGUGUUAGUGGUGGCGUUACGGUGGUUGGAUCGGAUGCUCCGUCGGAGUACCAUGUAGCUCCGAGAAACGACAUCCAAACUCCGACGACCGGAUCGGUAGUUCAGAUUACUGCGGUGGUUCAAGGAGGUGUUCCGCCGCAACCUCCGCCGCACACGGCGGUGUCAACGGCGUCGCCGGCAGUUACACCGGUGCCAGAGAAAAAGAAGAGAGGACGGCCGAGAAAGUAUCCACAAGACGGUUCGGUGACGACGGCGCUGUCUCCAAAGCCGAUAUCUUCGUCUGCUCCAUUGCCGCCGGUGAUCGAUUUCACGGCGGAGAAACGUGCAAAAGUGCGGCCAGUUAGUUCAGUGAGCAAAGCUAAAUUUGAGUUGGAAAAUAUAGGUGAAUGGACCCCUUACUCAGUUGGUUCUAAUUUCACACCCCACAUCAUCACUGUUAAUGCCGGAGAGGAUGUUACUAUGAAGGUAAUAUCAUUUUCUCAGCAAGGGCCUCGAGCUCUAUGCAUUCUUUCAGCAAAUGGUGUAAUAAAAAGUGUCACACUUCGUCAGCCCGAUUCUUCUGGGGGCACAUUGACAUAUGAGGGAUUAUUUGAAAUUCUGUCUUUAUCUGGUUCUUUCACGCCAAAUGAAAGUGGUGGAACGCGAAGCAGAUCAGGUGGCAUGAGUGUUUCUUUAGCAAGUCCUGAUGGACGUGUUGUUGGUGGAGGAGUAGCUGGUCUGUUGGUGGCUGCAAGUCCAGUGCAGGUAGUGGUCGGUAGUUUUAUGGCAGGAAACCAACAUGAGCAGAAGCAAAGAAAUCAGAAACAUGAUAUGAUAUCAACUGUGACUUCUGCUGCUGUUGUUCCAAUCCCGACUCUUGAUCCAAUACCUAUUCUAUCAUCAGUAUCUUCCUUUCGCGGAGAUAAUUGGUCUGCUGUGCAAGCACCGGAUGCAAAGGAUAAGCCUGCUGCUGACAUUAAUGUGUCACUUCCUGUAGGCUAGUUUCAUAAGGAUCUCUUAUAUAUAUGCAUUUAUAUAUUUAGCCGCUGACAACGUUGUAAUGGGAUUUCUUGUUGUUAGCUUGAUUUCUUUAGUUUGUCGUGUUAAGGUUAUUGAACUAUGUAUCGGAACCGGCUUGUUUCCAGUGUUUUAACAGGUUCCUGUCAUUGUAGAGUUUUAGUUAGCUGAUUAGAUAUGGUUUUUAAUGAUAUGAUAUCCUGUCUUGAAUAAUUUAUUUUGAUGUGAUAGUUAUUCAUGAAAA
Molecule: messenger RNA, 2076 nt
Organism: Trifolium pratense (red clover)
Lineage: Eukaryota; Viridiplantae; Streptophyta; Magnoliopsida; Fabales; Fabaceae
Product: AT-hook motif nuclear-localized protein 1-like
Exons: 5
Coding region: 822-1817 (331 amino acids)
Molecular function (GO): minor groove of adenine-thymine-rich DNA binding
Source: RefSeq, a predicted model, not a curated record